AAAAGCGAGGGUAAAAGCGUCAUUUCGUAAGACCCCACCACCACCACCGCCGCACUCUCAUCUUCAUCUUCUUCACCUGAGAAGAAGAUAAAACGAAAACUAAUUUUGCUUUUUUACAGUAACUUCGGAGAAAGAGAUCUAGUAGCAGUUGGAUUCGUUGAAAGGAAAGUGGAUUUGGUAUCUCCACCGAGAAGCCACAGAGAGAAUCUUUCUUCUUCCAACUCUUAAUUAGGGUUCCGAGUUUUCUCUCUCCGGUAGUGAGUAAUCAUGACGGAGGUUGUUCUACACAUAUACGACGUGAUCAACAGUGGAUCGGAGAAGACGAACAACACCAUCCUCCAGAUCAACAGGUUCUUCAAAGACGGUAUUCGCCUUGGCGGCAUCUUCCACAGCGCCAUUCAGGUGUAUGGGGAUGAGGAAUGGUCUUAUGGGUUUUGUGAGCAAGGAACUGGUGUCUUCAGCUGUCCUAGCAGCAAGAACCCUAUGUACACUUAUCGUGAGAAAAUCGUUCUUGGGAAGACUGAAUGCACCAUUUUCAUGGUGAAUCAGAUAUUGCGUGAGCUCAGCAGGGAAUGGCCUGGACAUUCGUAUGAUCUCUUGUCUAAAAAUUGCAAUCACUUCUGUGAUGUACUCUGUGAUGUACUUGGCGUGCCAAAGCUCCCAGGUUGGGUGAAUCGAUUUGCUCAUGCUGGUGACACGGCCUUGGAAGUGGCAGGAAACACAGCGAUGAGGAUAAAGCAAGCCAAAACUGAAAUAGUAUCAGCUAGUAAAGUGGCUUAUCGCUUCCUUUCCAAUGUUACCUCAAACGUAACCAACGGCUCGAAUGGCUCUCAACAACGGCCUGGAACCCUCACCAGUUCAGACAAUGGCAACUCGAGAUUGCAAGGUAGUUGGUUCAAAGGGUUACUCAACACUUCAAAACCCUCCACUAGUACAGAGAUAGAUAACAAAGAUGAAGAUGCAAAUCAGCAGAGAAAACAGAGCCGUGACUCUGCACCCCUCCACCAUAGUGCAUUUGGUUAACUGUAUAUCCACUGGUCGAAAAGUGUACCAACAUUGUACCCUCAUCUGUAUCCAUUACUUUUGUACCAUCACUGGAUCUUUUAUUUCUUUCAGCAAAAAGUGUGAUUUUGAUAAGAAAA
Brassica rapa (field mustard) is the source of this 1142-nucleotide messenger RNA. Its product is annotated as deSI-like protein At4g17486. Gene Ontology annotation, biological process: protein deubiquitination. Lineage: Eukaryota; Viridiplantae; Streptophyta; Magnoliopsida; Brassicales; Brassicaceae. Gene Ontology annotation, molecular function: deubiquitinase activity. The record is from RefSeq and is a predicted model, not a curated record.